GCGCAACCCCCUUCCUCUCUCUUCCUCUCGCCUGGUUACGGCAGCUGCGGGGUUAAUGUUUAGCAGCGGCAGGGGCGGGAUGCUGGCGAGGAGCUGAGGGGGCGGGACCACAGCCGUUGUCGCGGAGAGGCCGCGCCGGCUCCGAGGAAGGAAGGACUCGCCGGCCGCGGAACAACGGCAGAGGCCCGGCCGGCCUUUAGGCUUCGUGCUUCUUGAAAGUCGGGCGUCCGGCCGCCGCGGAAAAUGCCGGCAAAGCUGGUUGCUUCUGCCGUCGGGAGAGCGAGGCGGCACGGUCUGACGCCAGAGUGACGGCGCCAAAGGGGGAACGGAAACCACAGGUGCCGUCCACCGGCGUCUGCGUUCAACGCGAAUGCGAGCGACGCCAAAAAGUGGAUUCCCGAGCUCUCGUUGGCGGCGUCAGAAUUGCCGGCCCGUCCGGCGUUGCAGAUGACAAGCAUGGCGGCCGAGGCGCAGCGCCGAGGGAGCGGCCGCGACUUUGGCCCGGACGACGAGGCGGACGCCGAGUCGUACAUGGAGGACAGCGGCGGCGAGCUCGCCGUGCGGCUCAGGGAGCUGGAGGCGGAAAAUUCGGCCCUGAUGCUGGCCAACGAGAGUCAGAGAGAAGCGUACGAGAGGUGCCUGGACGAGGUGGCCAACCACGUGGUCCAAGCGCUGCUCAAUCAGAAGGAUCUGAGGGAAGAGUGCAUCAAGUUGAAGAUGUUGGUGUUCGACCUGGAGAAGCAGAACCGAGCCCUUUGUGAGCUUUUUCAGCAGAAGCUGCCCGACCAUCCCGCCGCUCACUACCAGGUGCGGGCGGGACCCCUCCCGGAUGACGACGCGCAGCCGGCCCAUGACUCCGCCCCGCAUUCGGAGGCCGCUCAGACCCAAGCGCAAGCCAAGGGGGACGGCCGCUCCUCGCCGGGCCCUCGAAGCCCCGCCCCCUCCAUGGAGGCGCUUUCUCCUUUCUUCAAGAAGAAAGCCCGCAUCCUGGAAGUCCUGCGCAAGAUGGAGGAGACGGACCCCCUCAAGUUCCACCCGGUCACGGCCGGCCUGUCUUUCCGCGACUACGGCCGAGCGCUGGCGUCGGCCGAGGCCGCGUUGGCCGAGGCCGAGGCGCUCCGCCGCGAGUCGCGCCCCGCCCGCUGCCACUGCCCCCGACCCGACGCGCUCCGGCGCGUCAACGGGGACGGGGGGCGCGCCUGCUGUUUCCACUGCAACGGGUGCCCGGAGGGAAGUCUGAAGCCGCGCGCCUGCGCCACCCGCAGCCGCAGUGCGCCCGCGGCCGACGGCUGUUGCGCCGAGCGCCGGGAGGCGGAGCGCGUUCCGCCGUCGGACGGCCCGCAACUGGAUGGCUUCUGUCCGGCCCCCGAGCUUGACCCCGAAGUCCCCGAGCCGGGCGACUCGAGGACGGGCCCCUCCCUCGACGGCGCCGAUCCGCCCGGCCCGAUUCCCUCCUGCCUCGGCGAGGUCAAAAGCGACUCGCCGUCCAAGCUGCUCAAGUUCCUGAAGAUCCCCCCCGCGGGGGACGGGCGCCAAGACUCGGGCCCCGCCGUCCGCCUCAGCCCCCAGCUCACCCGCAGCUCCAGGAUCCCCUGCCGCAGCAACAACUACGAGGUGUACCGCUCUCCCGUCCCCACCCGGCGAGCCACCACCACCGAGCGCUGCGGGCCGCCCCCGCCGCCGCCGCCCGCCAGGUCCGAAUCGUACCCCGCCGCUCGCUCGGCGCCGACGUCCCCCCCGCAAGCUGAUGCCGCCCACCCCGCGUCCGUGAAAGACGGCGAGAUUGCCGCUCGCCCCCCCGAGCCGGCUCGGGGCAUCCCGCAUUAUGAAAACGUCUGCGGGCUAUCGCCCGCUCACGCUCUGGAGAAAAGGUCCACCCUGCCCUCUCAAAGCAAAGGCGAGCGCAAGCUGGUCCAAUCGCUUCCCGAAAGCGUCCUUGUCCCACCCGCUCAAAAAAAGCACUCGUCGUCCUCCGCGUCCGAGUCGGCGUCGGAUGAUGACAACGACGACGACGAUGACGUUCCGCUGUGGGCGAACCACCACAGCCUGCCCAACUCUUUGGCCCUGGGCCGCGCCCGCCCGCGCAUUCCGGAGGAGGAGGAGGAGGAGGCCGCCCGGCCGGCGCUUCCCGCCCGAAGGAACGACUCGUCCUCCAUCCCCAAGAGGCCCGCGGCCAAGUCGCAAGCCGAUUCCGGUCGCCACGCCUUCCAAGAGCGGCUGGCCGCGCUGGGCAAGCUGAGGAGCUCGGAGGAGGCGGACGCCAGCGACCCGAGGAAGACGGCCGAGAGGCGCGCCGCCGACGCCGAGCCCUCGGACGGGAGGCCCGGGCGCCCGGGCUCCACUCAGCCCGGGCGCCCGGGCUCCUUUCAGCCAGCGUCCCGCGCGGGCGCCGACGGCGGGUGCCCCGGCUCGCUCCAUUUAGCCUGCGCGGCCAAAGGCGGGCCUCAGAGCGGCGGCGCUCCCAACAGAGUCCCGCCCAAGUCCCCGUCCAAACCCUGCGGGGGCCUCGUCAGAGCGGGCAAAGGCGCCGACGCCCCGCGCUACUCCUCCAAGUCGGAGGAGAGAGCCAAAAGGGGCGAGAGGAACCCGACGGCGGGGGACAGCCUCCCGCCGCCGCCGCCUCCCCCCCGGCCCGCCGCGCCGGCGGAAGGCGAGGACCCGGCCCCCGCCCCCGCCCCGCGCUCGGCCAUCGAGCAGAAGGUGAUGCGGGGCAUCCGGGAGAACGCGCUGAAGCUGCAGGAGCAGGACCGGGGGGGUCCGCGGCCCGCCGAGGCCCGCCACAAGGCCUCCAACGGCAUCGCCGGCUGGUUCGGCCGCAAGAAGAGCAAGCUGCCCGCCCUGAGCCGCAAGGCGGACGGCGCCAAAGCGCGCGAGUGGAAGAUCAACAUCCCGUCGGCCGGCGGCAGGGGCCGCGAGGGCCUGGAGGGCCUCAACAUCUCCACGCUGAUGGAGAAGGCGGAGGGGCUGCGGCGGGCGCUGGAGGAGGAGCGGGCCUACGUGGAGAGGUCGGCCAGGGGGCGCUCCUGCGAGGUGCUGCUGGACCAGGCGCAGGGACAGCUGGCCGUCGUGUACCGGGGGGGCCGCUCCGACGGCUUCAUGCGCCAGCUGCUCAACAGGUGGACAUCGGGCACCGCAUGUUGCCGCGCCGCCGUUUCCUCGUACGCGCGUUUCCUCGUAAGCGUACGCGCGUGCCGACGAGGCGCUUGGCCUCCGGACAAAGACGACGCCGUCCGUCGCCGAGCCCCUUUUGGAGUGGACGGCAAGGAAGAUGCGGGCGCGCCGCGGCGGAGGCUCUGCUUCGACCGCAAGACAGCCGGGCCCGUCUUCCCUCAGCAAAGCGACGCCGUCCUCGCUCAUGCCGGCGACGACGUGGAAACGGCGUCCCAUCGACUGGGCCAGAUCACGUCAGAUGAGAACCUGACGCAACGCUUUUCAGGUUCUGGCGCAUCCACCUACACGCUGGACAGCGGCAUCGGCACCUUCCCGCUCCCCGACGGAGGGGCGACCGGACGGGGGCCGUCCAAGAGCAGGGCCGAGCAGCGGCCCUCGGGCUCGCCGGGGAGGGCCGGCCGACGGGCCCGCACCUUGGACCGGGAGCCCGCGUCGCAGGACGACUGCGAGGCCGCGCGCAAGCGGGCCCUUCCCGACGCGCGACACCUCGCCAAAAUGGAGGCGAGAGGCUCGGCCGGCGUCCUCGGCGAAGACCAAGAGGCCCCCCCUGGGGCACGCGUGUUCUCCCCUCGCUCCAAGACGUGGACCUUCCCCAACCUCAAGACCCCGGCGGGACCCGCCGUGGAGUACCUGGCCGUGGAGGAGGAAGAGCGGGAGGCGGCGACCUUCGGCACGCCCUUCAGAGCGGGCUCAAAGGCCGGCGGCCCGUCUUCCAGCCGCGCCGGCGAGCUCGGCGGCCCGCCCGCCCCGGCCCCGUCGGGACCCAGCCGCCGGGGGAAGACCCGCGCCCCCGCCGUGGCCGAGAUGAGCCGGGACGCCGGGCUGGAGCUGCUCAGGGAGCGGCCGGAGGAGGCGCCGUCACCGGGCCGGCCGCGGGUGCCGGAGACGCCCGAGUCCCUCAGCGACUCGCUCUACGACAGUCUGUCUUCCUGCGGCAGCCAGGGAUGAGCGGCCCCGCCCCCUCGCCGGGACGGAAACUCAAAAGCGCCCGAGGUCCGCGCCGGACUUCUCCUAGCCGCCGAGAGCACGAGCGGCGGCAUCGUCGGGCUUCUUUUGUUGCGCUUGAGGAAACAAAAGAGGGGUGCUCCAAAAGUCCAAAAAUGUUUUCCCUCAGUUUGUCGGGGAAAAACUAAACUUUGACCACGCCAAGGCAUUUCAAGGUAACGUAUACACGGCAGCAAUAAGAAGAAAGAGAAAUGGCUCCGCCAGUCCACGAAUAUGACAAUUUAUUUAUUUUUCAAUGUACAUGGCUCUCAUCUUUUUGUAAGCUUUGGGUGAAAAUGGCUCCGUUUCGAAUGUCAACCCCGUCUCGCUGUUCAUCCUUUGGACGAGGGCUCCCCCCCCUGGCCGCCCCUUUUUCAACUUUCUAUUAAAAGCCUUUCAUUCAAA
Messenger RNA from Hippocampus zosterae (dwarf seahorse), 4560 nucleotides. RefSeq names its product nck-associated protein 5-like. The coding region runs from base 448 to 4119 and encodes 1223 amino acids. The transcript has 13 exons. Gene Ontology annotation, cellular component: microtubule plus-end. Gene Ontology annotation, biological process: microtubule depolymerization; microtubule bundle formation. NCBI's taxonomy places the organism in Eukaryota, Metazoa, Chordata, Actinopteri, Syngnathiformes, Syngnathidae. The record is from RefSeq and is a predicted model, not a curated record.